UUCCAGAGGAUAUAUAUUCUGGAAGGAAGAUUUACAAGUUAUUCUGAAUUGAGAAAGCAGGUUGGAUGACUGGUAAAACGUCUUCAAGCAAAAAUACAGCAAAUGCUUGUCCAAGAAUUUCCAGGAGAGCUGGAUCAGAUACAAAGAAAAAACGAGGAAAUACUAAGCGCUUCUUCUCCAAGUACCCAGUACAGACUCUCAUUAACUGAAUCAACCCAUGUCAUGACUUGACACAUCCUUCAUACUUACACAGAUGGAACCUGACUACUGUGUGCAUCAGCCCCCAGAACAGAUUCACUGCCUAAGGAAGUAACUUAAAGCUUAAACAUUAACACUAAAUGGUAUGUGGAACCUAAUAUGGGAGAACAAUUUUGUAUAUAAAGAUUUUGUUAAUUUAUUGUAUAUGUUAUGUUUUUAUUUUGGCAGUUGAUUUUGCUUUUAUGUUUUAUUAAUCUACUGAUGUUAUGACAUUAAAAGCAAAUAUUUAAGGUUGCCUAUCUGGGUAAAAUUUGUUAUUUCUCAAGCCUGCAUGACCUUAAAUACAUUUCCCCAUAUGUAAUAAAAGGCACUAAGCUUGUGCAGGAGUAGUAACCCAUAGCAGCCAAUAAGAUGUUUGCUUUUUAACAUGUGACCAGUAAAUUCUACCUUCUGACUGCAUCUGGACAACUGUAGUGCAUUUUAUUACAUACCCCCAUUAAUCCUUAGGCACUACAAUGACAAAGAGAAAUUCAGAAUAGGGCGGUGAAUAUUAGUAGUGCUGUAGAAUGAAUAUAUUUAUGCAUUAUUACUUUACUUUUUUUUAACCUUUAAUUCCAAAAAUGUUGUGGUUUCUUUACGAGUGAUCAACAAAUUGGUUCAUUUAUGGCCAUAGUAGUUGCUAAAUUUCAACAGUUCAGUUAAUUAUAGCAACCAAUAAGACAUUUGUUUUCAUUUUUUAACCUGUUGUAGACUUUUUAAAGCUAAUUGUUGAUUGGUUGGUAUUAGCACAGUAAAAGGAUAUCAAAGGUCUUGGUGGUUCGCUCCCUCUGCCGGUUUCCAAAGGUGUCUGUUCUCCCUCAGACCUGUACAAUAAUCCAAUUCAAAGCUGCGAAGGGAAACCAGCGCUCAUCCAGCACGAGGUAUAGACAGACAAAGGGGCAAGAAAUUGAUUCUCAUAUAGUGUAUUUUUUCAUAGAUAUAGUCCACCCUUUUGUGAGAUUAAAAUAUUUCUAAAAAAGGUGCCUUCUCCAGAAUAUGCUAUUUGCCGUGCUUAAACUUCACACAAUAGGUGAGUCUAAUGUGAGGAUACUCACGAACGUUUAAACAAAGUUUGGGCGUUUAGAAAGAUAAUUGGACGAUCAUCCCCUCAAUUCUCUCCAACCUCUGUGGCUUAAAAACAAUGCGCUGACAUAGUGUAAAAUCGUCACUUUUUUUAAUCCCAAAAAUAAAAUUAAAAUCACACACAAUUGAAUUCAUUCUGGAACAUAAUUUCUUUUGGUUCCAGGACAGGUACUAUUUACAGACAUGUGGGACAGCCAUGGGUACGAGGUUCGCGCCCAGUUAUGCAAAUUUGCACAUGGGGUAUUGGGAAGAAUGUCAUGUUCUCCCAUACCUAGAACUGGGAGCGAGCCUUGUCCUAUGGCGUCGCUACAUAGAUGACAUAGUGCUUGUCUGGAGGGGGUCGGCAAGUUCACUGUGUGAGUAUGUAGCCUCCCUAAACCAAAAUGAUUUGAACAUUGACCUAUCUCUCACCUAUAGUUAUGAAAAAAUAAAUUUUCUAGAUCUAGAGAUUUACUCUAAAGAUACACAACUACACUUUAAAACCUUCUUUAAGGAAGUAGAUGCAAACAACUAUGUACUACCAUAUAGCAAUCAUCACCCACAAUGGGUAAAAAGCAUCCCCUUUAGCCAAAUGUGUCGGCUAAAAAAGAACUGUAGUGAAGAUAAAGUGUUAGAGGAACAACUAGAUCAGAUGAGCAACAAAUUUCGAGAAAGGGGAUAUAAAGAGAGAACAAUAAAAGAAUCUAGAGAAAAGGUAGAUAAAAUAAUAAGAACAGACCUAUUGGGAGGAAAAGUAAAGGUAAAUAAAGGUGAAACAAAACAAGAGAUAGUAUUCUCGACUACAUACAACCCAUUGGCCAAGAGUAUAGGAAAAAUUAUUAAAAGACAUUGGGGAGUACUACAAUGUGAUAUAGAAUUGCGAGGAAUCAUUCCAGACAAACCCAAAGUGGUAUUUAAAAGAGCGAACAAUUUGAAACAAAUUCUAACUAAUAACCACUGUAUCAAAAAAGAGCAUAUACAUAAGGAACAUACAUGGGCGGGUUUUUACCCAUGUUCUUUAUGUACGGCCUGUAGAUAUGGGAAGAAAAAGAAAAAAUUCACUUCAGAAGUAAACAAAAGGGAAUUUGAGAUAAAACAGAAUAUUAGAUGUACAACAAAAAAUGUGAUUUACUGUUUACAAUGCCCAUGCGGAAUACAAUACGUGGGAAAAACUAAUAGGAAGUUGAGAGAUAGAAUUAGAGAACACGUUAAUAAUAUAAAAAAAGGGAAUGAGAAACAUACCGUCUCUAAACAUUUUAGAGAUUCCCACGGAAUGAAUCCUGCUGGUUUACAAUAUUGGGGGGUGGAAGAAGUGAAAAAAAGAUGGAGAGGGGGGGAUUUGGUAAAAACCACCCUACAGUGCGAAAGCCGCUGGAUUUACAGCCUAGAAACCUUUACGCCUAAAGGACUCAAUGUAGACAUCAAUUUGAGAGCUUUUUUAUAAUUUAAAUGGAAGUAAAAAAUGUGUAUUUGUAUGUAACGACCUAAUUGCCCUAGAAUUAUAAUUUUGCUGCCUAUUUGAAAUUUCUAAAUGACCUAGAUUACAAUUAUGCUGUUUAUGCUGUAUGUGGGAACUUGGAAUGUUUUUAUGGUAAAGAGUGAAGAGGCUGUGUAAUAUGGGGACAUAUCUAUCCAUCGGUAGGGACAGUAAGGAUGUCUCCCCGGCGAUUGAAAUAGUUUGUUGGGUUGUGGUAACAUAAAGGAGACUUUUCGCUGGAAAGAUGUUGCUAUACAUACAUAUAAACAAGUAGGGCAGAGAAGCGGAAGGGAGGAACACGUAGCCGGAUCCGAUAUCUCUUCAUAAGGUGACAUGCGCACUGACACUUUCGAAGCCCUUGAGGAAGUCAGUAGACGAAACGCGUCGGGCAGUGACGUCAUCCACGAGCGCACUUGGGAUACACGAGGCGGUCGAGACGCCGGCAACAACACCUAUACCGGCUGCCUAAGUGACUCCAACAGAUGCCAAACUGGUGACUUUUGUUUUAAUGCGAAAAUUUUAACAGUAACAUUGUGAGUGUGAUUUUAAUGUUAUUUUUGGGAUUAAAAAAAGUGACGAUUUUA
This is a messenger RNA of Xenopus laevis (African clawed frog), 3360 nucleotides long. RefSeq lists its product as uncharacterized. Lineage: Eukaryota; Metazoa; Chordata; Amphibia; Anura; Pipidae. The transcript has 3 exons. The record is from RefSeq and is a predicted model, not a curated record. The coding region runs from base 1517 to 2743 and encodes 408 amino acids.